Messenger RNA from Lycium barbarum (goji berry), 1087 nucleotides. RefSeq lists its product as uncharacterized. Bases 165 to 839 code for a protein of 224 amino acids. The transcript has 3 exons. The record is from RefSeq and is a predicted model, not a curated record. Lineage: Eukaryota; Viridiplantae; Streptophyta; Magnoliopsida; Solanales; Solanaceae.
AUACAAUAAUACAAUAAUUAACAAGUAACAACCAUCCAAACAAGCCCUCCAAGAAAAGAAAUGCUUCAACACAAAGAAAUGUACAACAACUUCACUUUAUGAAAAAUUUCUCAAAUCUACAAAAUAAUUCAAGAUUUAAAGUUGGGUGUUCUUGAAUUCCCAAAAUGGAAAGUGGAUUCACAGCAGAAGAUCUUUCCACAAUUGGAGGAAUAGCUACAGUAUCACUCUUACAUUCUUUUAUUCCAACACAUUGGUUGCCUUUUUCCAUUGUUGGUCGUGCUCAGAAAUGGACUCUUUCUCGUACCCUUCUUGUCACUGCAUUUGGAGCAGUAUUACAUGUAAUAUCCACUUCAAUUCUCGGCAUAACAGCAAUAACCAUAACAAACACAAUUGCUGGCGAGGAAACAGUGCACAAACUGGCGUCCCUUUUGCUUAUAGUUCUUGGUGGUAGUUAUAUCAUUUUGUUCCUUUGUGGAAAGGGCGGUCACAGCCACUCACACAAUCAACCGAUGGAGAAAAUGGCUGUAGCAGGGCUCGUCCUUGUUCCUGCUUUGUCGCCUUGUGCAACAACUCUCCCUGUGUUUCUUGCUGUUGGAAAUUCAUCCUCUAUGAUGGUGCUUGCCAUCUUAGUUCUGUUAUUCAGCACCAUAACUGUGAUGACCUCGCUGGUGGCUCUAUCAUUUUACGGUGCAAGUCAACUCAAGUUUCACUGGGUGGAACGCUACGACAAGCUCCUCGUAGGUUCAGUGCUAAGUUUGGUUGGUAUUUUGACCCUUCUUUUCCACCAUCACGAUCACGAAGUAGGAGGUCAUGUGCACAGAAAACUCAUUGUGCUAUAAGAGAGGAUCAUUCUUCAGCCAACAUAUCUGUUUUGUGAAGCUUUAAAAUUUCAGUGCAUAUUUUCCUUAAGAAAAGCAAUGUACAAACGCACUUUAUUUUUUGGUUCCAAUUGUGUAUUAAUGAGUGCUCAAGUUUAUGACUAUUCUGUUCAACAAUUUUCACUAGAAUUAGUAACCAGCUAUAUUGCUCGGACCUUCCGUAAAUGUUGUUGCAUCCGCCAAUAUAAGUAUCCAGUGUGUUUCAUGUU